Spirometra erinaceieuropaei is the source of this 333-nucleotide messenger RNA. The record is from the annotation of a GenBank genome assembly. Lineage: Eukaryota; Metazoa; Platyhelminthes; Cestoda; Diphyllobothriidea; Diphyllobothriidae.
AUGGUGCCUUUUGACGUCGUCUCACUCUUCACGUCCAUACCAAAGGCCCUUGCGGUCGAAACGCUCAGUGACCUGCUACGUCAAAAUUACGACGGGGACGAUGGACAGCCCACAGCUGAGGAUCUCGUAGAACUCAUGGGGCACUGCCUCAAGACAUUCUUUACCUUCGAAGGGACUACAUACGAGCAGACCAAAGGCACUCCAAUGGGUUCACCAAUCUCCGGGCUCAUUGCCGAGGCGGUUCUACAAAAACUCGAGAGACGAAUAUUCGAGGAGUACAAACCCAAGUUUUGGGCACGCUACGUUGAUCACACCUUCGUAAUCAUAGACUAG